AUGCUUUCCCGAGUUGCGCUUCAUUUAACUUGUCGUGGUUCAUUAUGUCUUCGCAAUACACGCCUUAUUUUUCCUUCAAAUCCAUAUCGUCGUUUAUUUGAAUUACCUAGACGUGGUGAAAUACGUCCAUGGUAUCGUCGUUUUUGGCCAUUAACUAUCACAUUUACUAUUGUUUCGGCUGGUAUACCAAUCUGUUAUAUUAUUUAUAGAGAUUUUCCUCGAAUUCAGUUAUGGAUAAAUAAAGACAAAUUAUCUCAAGAAAAUUUUGAUGAAAAUACUGAAUCUGUAACUCAAUCAGAACUUGAUACACUUCUUUCACAAACACAACAAUUGCUUAAUUCAGAACUUUAUUUAAAUCGUUCAUCAGCUUUUAUUGUACCUAUACGUUUAUUCUUUCGUACACUUAAACUUAUUAUUGUUUUUACUCCUCUUAUUAUUUUUUAUUUUUAUCAAGACAAAUUUGCUCCACAUUUAUAUGAAAAAUGGUGUUUUGCACUUAGACGAUCAUUUGAAUAUUGUGGUCCUUGUUUUAUUAAACUUGGUCAAUGGAUGGCAACUCGACCUGAUCUAUUUUCUGCUCAGUUUUGUUUCAUAUUUAAUGAACUUCAUUCUAAUGCACCAACACAUUCAGAAUCUGCAACACGAAAAUUAUUACGUGAAAAUAAUAUAAAUAUUGAUUCACCAUCAUCAUCCAAUUUUCUUUCAAAGCCAAUAGCAAGUGGUGCUAUAGCACAAGUCUAUCGAUGUAAAAUUGGUAAUCAAGAUUUAAUAAUGAAAAUUCGUCAUCCUGGUGUUCAAAAUGAAAUUUAUUAUGAUUUAAAAAUUUUAAAUAUUCUUACACGUUUAUUAACAAAAUUUGUAUCAAAACAAACAUUUCAAUGGCUUAAUAUUGAAGAUAAUAUUCAAUCAUUUACUAAAAAUAUGUUAUUACAAACAAAUUUAAUGAUUGAAACAAAAAAUUUACAAAUAUUUGAAAGAAAUUUUCAAAAAUAUAAACCAAAUAUAUGUUUUCCACAUUUUGAUCCAUCAUUACCAUCAACACAAGAUAUUCUUUUUGAAACAUAUGAAAAUGGACAAUUAUUAAAUACAUUUAUGGAAACAUGUAAAGAUAUAAAAAUUAGAAAAAAAUUAGCAUAUCUUGGUGUUAAUGCUUAUUUAAAAAUGCUCUUUGUUGAUAAUUUCGUUCAUGCAGAUCUUCAUCCAGGUAAUAUUCUUGUUCGUCUUGACGAUAAUUCACCUCGUGAACCAAUUAUAAUAUUUAUCGAUGUUGGUUUAACAUCUUCACUUAAUCGGAGAGAUAAAAAGAAUUUUUAUGAUUUAUUUCGUGCAAUAGUAAAUUAUAAUGGUAUAGAAGCAGCAACAUUAUUGAUAGAACGUGCUCCAAAUGCUAAUGAAAUUGAUGAUCAAUCAAGAAUUGGUUUUCAAAAAGAUAUGUCUAAAUUAAUCGAUAGUGUUCUUAAAACUCCAUUAAAACAACUUGAAGUUGGAUUAGUUUUACGUAAUGUAUUAGAUUUAGGAAAAAAAUAUCGUAUUCAAAUGGAAUCGAAUUUUACAACACUCGCUCUUGGAACAAUUAUUAUUGAAGGUAUUGGUCGACAACUUGAUCCAGAUUUUGAUUUUGUUAGUGCUGCUAAACCUUAUUUACAAAAAGAUUUUCAACUUGUUAAAAUGUAUUUAAAUAGUGUUUUUCAACGAAAUGUAGUUAAUACAUCGUGGUGGUCACGAUUAUUUACCACGAAUACAUAUAGUUCAGCUUAA
Molecule: messenger RNA, 1758 nt
Organism: Rotaria sordida
Lineage: Eukaryota; Metazoa; Rotifera; Eurotatoria; Philodinida; Philodinidae
Source: the annotation of a GenBank genome assembly